Messenger RNA from Nannospalax galili (Upper Galilee mountains blind mole rat), 3648 nucleotides. It is a transcript of the gene Ctns, whose product is annotated as cystinosin, lysosomal cystine transporter. Gene Ontology annotation, biological process: L-cystine transport. Gene Ontology annotation, molecular function: L-cystine transmembrane transporter activity. The record is from RefSeq and is a predicted model, not a curated record. Gene Ontology annotation, cellular component: lysosomal membrane. The transcript is spliced from 12 exons. Lineage: Eukaryota; Metazoa; Chordata; Mammalia; Rodentia; Spalacidae. The coding region runs from base 173 to 1375 and encodes 400 amino acids.
CUCCAGCAGUCAGGUGGUUCAGGUCAGGUGACAGCUGGCCCACCCUCACACUAAAUCAGCCAGCCGCGGGAGCCCGGUACAUUCUGAAGCAGCUUCUGGCGCGAGAUUGCUGCGUCCGGUGAGGUUGGUCCCCUGAGCCUGGGAGGUUGUCAGUUCUGAGAAAUCAGAGACCAUGAUAAGGAAUUGGCUGUUUAUUUUUAUCCUUUUCCCCUUGAAGUUCAUAGAGAAAUGUGAGUCAACUGUCAGUCUCACUGUUCCUCCCACUGUGAAGCUGGAAAAUAGCAGCUCAACCAACGUCAGCAUCACCCUUGGGCAUCCAUUAAAUACAACCUUGGUGAUCACUUUUGAAAUCACAUUUCGUUCAAAAAAUAUUACCAUACUUGAGCUCCCUGAUGAAGUUGUAGUGCCUCCCGGGGGGAAAAAUUCCUCUUUCCAAGUGACUUCUCAAAAUGUUGGACAAGUGACCGUUUAUCUGCAUGGAAAUCAUUCCAACAAGACCGGCCCCCGGAUACAGUUCUUGGUGGUCCGCAGCAACAUCAUUAGCAUCAUAAACCAGGUGAUUGGCUGGAUCUACUUCAUGGCCUGGUCCAUCUCCUUCUAUCCUCAGGUGAUCAAGAACUGGAGACGGAAAAGUGUCAUUGGUCUGAGCUUUGACUUCUUAGCCUUGAACCUGACAGGCUUCGUGGCCUACAGCGUGUUCAACAUUGGCCUCUUAUGGGUGCCCUACAUCCAGGAACAGUUUCUCCUCAAAUACCCCAACGGUGUGAACCCUGUGGAUAGUAAUGACGUCUUCUUCAGCCUGCACGCAGUCGCCCUCACUCUGAUUGUCAUCCUGCAGUGCUGUCUAUAUGAGCAAGGCAGCCAACGUGUGUCAUGGCCAGCCAUUGGCUUCCUGGUGCUCUCAUGGCUCUUUGUCUUGGUCACCUUGAUUGUGGCUGCAGUCGGUGUGACUACAUGGCUGCAGUUCCUCUUCUGCUUCUCCUACAUCAAGCUCGUCGUUACGCUGAUCAAGUAUUUCCCACAGGCCUACAUGAACUUCUACUACAAAAGCACUGAGGGUUGGAGUAUUGGCGGUGUGCUCCUGGACUUCACAGGAGGCAGCUUCAGCCUCCUCCAGAUGUUUCUUCAGUCCUACAAUAAUGACCAGUGGACACUGAUCUUCGGAGACCCAACCAAAUUUGGACUUGGCAUCGUCACCAUCUUCUUUGAUGUUGUCUUCUUCAUCCAGCACUUCUGUUUAUACAGAAAGAAACCAGGGCUUCAGGCAGCACACACAGGUCCAGACAGCCAUCCCAGGCGGAAUUGGGCACCAAGCUUACAGCCAAAGGCCUUGCCCCUAACCACCAGUGUUUCUGGGAGCAGCUCGAAGGGCUAACUUUGCAGCUGGGAGAGCCAAGGGUGCUUUGUUCCACUGCUGUGUUCCCAGGGACCAAGCAGCCAGGUGCUGUGGCCAAUGGACUCAAAGGUGCUGGUGCCAGUGGUGGAGGGGAGAGGACUGUGGAGUUAGGCCUUGGGGUCCUUUCUCUGAUGACCAGAUUUCUGAUACUCAUUCUAAUGUAACUCCACUUCAGUAACUGCAGAACGGGUGGCUCAGGCCAAAGCCUGCUAGAGUAUUUCUGACCCUUGAGGUGCCUGCCAGAUGAAUUCUGAAGUGGACCUGCCCCUGCUGCCCUCUGGAACUUUAUCAUACAAAGUCAGACAUUAUGCCCAACUCCUUUCAGAUUUUUUUGAGGAUGUUUUAAAAUGGCUUACUUUCUUUUGCCCUCUUUCCUACCUCCACUUUCUGAGUUAGAUGAUACCCCAUCUGAGCACCCCCCACUGCUCCUAACCCUGCCCCAUGCACAAAUGGAGCAGGCACUCCACCAACCUGUGCCUUAGAAGCAGUCGACUAAGUAGUAUCUCCCCUUGGAGGGGAGGGGAGACCCCUUUCCCCCACCUUCCCCAGGCAAACUGAGACACUCCCAAUUUUUUUUGGCUGUUGAGACACAGAACUAGAGCCCAUGUCCCAUAAAUAAUGCUUAUAGUCCCAACCCUAACCCAAAACCUCCUUCCUUCCCAUCCCAAGUUGUCCUUUCUAUACCAGGAGGGGAAGGGCCCAGGAUGUGCCUUCAGUUUGUCAAUCUGUUUUUUUCUCUAAAUUGAGGGAUCCUUCUCUUUUUUUCUUUUUGUUUCAUUCUGUUGUACCUGUGUCUUUAAUUAAAACUUGGCUUGUUUCCUCUCUGUACACUCAGAGCAUUUGCUAGAUGGCCUUCAGAACCAAGCCCAUGGGACUUGGGGAGCUGACCUUGCUUACCUAUGUGCAGAAAUGCAUAGGGCUUUGGGGUGCACCAACCAGAGGUGGCUGCAUGCUGACCCCACACUCGAUCAGGGAAGCCCUCUCAGGUGUACAAGAUGCUUGUCCAACCAGAGCCAGGUAGGUUUGUUUCACAGUGCCUUACCUGCCAGUUCCAAGGUUCCAUCAGCAUGUUCAAGUUAUGGGUGUGAGCAGGGGUUGGAAGGUUUGGGGGGCAUGAUACCACUGGAAGCAGGGAUGGCAAAGGUCUUACUUUGCAGACUGUAACAUCUGUAACAACUAAGGUCUUGUUUCCUAGAGUCGAGAUUGCAGCCUAGUUAAACCCAUAGCGCUCACUCUUUAUAUACAUAAAAUGUGUUACUGGGAUGGACACAGAAGUGUAUGUCUGUAAUCUUAGCUACAUAGGAGGUGGAGGUAGGACAAGUUCAAGGCCAGUUUGGACAACAUAGACAACACAAUAAGAGUCUCUGUCUCAAAAAGGGAAAGCUGGGAAUGGGGCUCACUGGUAGAAUGCUUGCCUAGCAUGCAUGCAUGAGGCCCUGGGUUCAGCCUCCAGCACCAGAAGAAAAAGGAAAAAAAGUGCUAUUGGGUGCUAUACUUUAAAAACAGGAGACUUUUAAUUUCUGGGCUUUUUAUUUAGGGGAAGGAGUGCUAUGAAUCAAACCCAUGUUAGACAAGUGCUCUACCACUGAGCCACACCUCCAGCAUUCUGGGCUUUCCGGUACAUUUUCCAGCUUGGCUGUGCUAGGCAAGCCCCCGAAUGGCAUCCCCCAGCUCACCAUCUAGCUAGCUCUCAGCCACUGAGAACAUCUGGGGUUUUCCCCUGGCUGUGGCUAAAGGUGCUUUUCCCAUGAAUCUGAGUGCCAUGAGGCCCAUCUCAAGUGGGAGCUGAAACUAGGCUCCAUGAGAGGCACUUGAGGAUGUCACAGUGACACCCGAGACGACAAACCCCAGACUUAACACCCCAAUUCCAUGAAGGUGCUUCCAGAAACUUCCACAAAUAAGGCCUUGCCAAGCACAGCGAAUUCCCAACUGAGACUUCUUAGGUUCCACCAACCACAUAUUUUCUGGGCAGCUGGGUCUUGGAGAAGUUGGGCUUUGUCUGAGAGAAGCAGGGGAUGUUAAAACUAAAGCACUUGUCUCAAUCCAUCCUCAAAUAUCCCCACCCUGUGCCUCAGCAGAGACCCCUCAUGAAUUCCAGCGUCAUUUAUUGGGCACAAGUGUUGAGCAUGGGGCAGCACCAUACUGCCCCGUUUCCACGGUAACCAACAUAUGGCUUGGUCACAUGCUACAAUUUGCUGCUCCCAGGUGUGAAUUAGUAAGCUAAAUUCAAAAGAAUUGGCUUUUCCAAAUAG